This is a messenger RNA of Nicrophorus vespilloides, 1505 nucleotides long. RefSeq names its product chymotrypsin BI-like. Gene Ontology annotation, molecular function: serine-type endopeptidase activity. Bases 14 to 1489 code for a protein of 491 amino acids. The record is from RefSeq and is a predicted model, not a curated record. Gene Ontology annotation, biological process: proteolysis. Lineage: Eukaryota; Metazoa; Arthropoda; Insecta; Coleoptera; Silphidae. The transcript is spliced from 9 exons.
ACGGGAUUACGAGAUGAAGUACUUCUUGCUUCUCGGAUUGUUUACAGUCUACGCGCAGAUUGAUGCACAAAGGCGAAUAAUUGGAGGUUUACUGGCCAAGGAAAACCAAAUUCCGUGGCAGGUCCUUCUUACACACGAUAUCUCCAACAACCGGUACUUCUGCGGAGGAACCUUAAUUAGCAACAGAUGGAUUGUAACCGCAGCUCACUGCACCUAUGGAUGUUCCCAUUUCAAUUUGCGUUUGGGAGCAAUUAGGAGGAAGGGUGAGGAAGAUGGAAUGAUCGAAGUAAACGCAAGUGAAAUUAUAACCCAUCCGAAGUACACCGAAAGUAAACAUAACUACGACAUAGCUUUGAUUAAAACCUCUUCAAACAUCAAAUUUACCAAGAAAAUCCGGCCGGCUUUGCUUCCAAAGAAAGGAGAAAUCAUCGGAGCCUAUAGAAGAGUUCUCGUCAGCGGAUGGGGACAAACUGCAGACGUGGGAAAAGCUUCAAAUGAAUUGAAUUUCGUCAAUCUGAUAACAAUCUCCAAUGAUGAAUGCAAUAAGGUGUAUCGCUUCAUAGAUGAAACGAUUCUAUGCGCUCGGGGAUGUCCGUCGAAUAGCACAUGCUAUGGCGACAGCGGCGGUCCAGUUGUUAUAUUAAACAAGUCAAAGGCGACUCUGGUUGGCGUGGUGAGUUUCGUUUCUGAAUCUGGUUGCGCCAGUGGAGAUCCUUCUGGAUACGCGCGAGUCGAACCGUUCCUGGAUUGGAUUCACGACAUAACGGGAAUAACGAUUGCGGAUAACGAGAGGAUUAUUGGUGGACAGGCUGCAAAAGUUGGUCAAAUCCCAUGGCAGGUAUUGGUAAGGUAUCGAGUGCCUGGAGGCAUGUCAUAUUGUGGAGGAACUUUGAUCAGCAAUCGUUGGGUGAUAACAGCCGCACAUUGCACCAGAGGGGCUUCUAACUUCAGCGUUAAGUUGGGAGCAAUAGAAAGGAGGGGUAAUGAAGUGGGCAGCGUCGAAAUUCCCGCCAGCAAUGUUAUCGUUCAUCCAGAAUACGAUGGAUACUUGAAAAACGACAUUGCUCUCAUCAGAACCUCCAAACCCGUCAAGUUUACCAACAGAAUUAAACCAGCGAAGCUUCCGAAGAAAGGUCAGGUGGUAGCUGCGAAUACGAGAGUCUUCCUAAGUGGUUGGGGUCAAACUCAAGACGUUGGUCCGAGCAUUGAUUAUUUGAAUUACGUUGCGUUGACUACAAUCAGUAAUGAGAAAUGUAGCACUCUCAUUACCAACAUUAUUGAGUCACAACUUUGUGCAGUUGGUAACCCACCACAAAGUGCGUGCUACGGUGACAGCGGCGGACCAGUCGUUAUAUUGAAAGGAAACGAGGCUACGCACGUCGGCAUCGUGAGUUUCGCCAAUGGGAAUGGUUGUAGCAAAGGUCCUUCUGGAUUUGUGCGCAUAGAAUUUUUCCUUGAUUUCAUUCAUAAAAAUACAGGCGUCUACUAAAUAGGAUAUUUUGUGA